AGCUAUUCAGGCAUAUGCGUGGUGUUGUAUAGGCGGUCUUACAAAAACAACUGACGUCGUUCCGUUUUUCCACUCAUGUUUUUCUCUGAAAGUUUUUCGGAAGUGACGUAUGUAGCGUCGCGCUGUUGAAACCCGGGAUGGUCGGAAGUCGUUUUGACAGUUCGUGUCAAGUGCAAAACAGGUCACCCAGCCGCAAUGGGCCGAUGGCUUCUCGGGAUGACUGUGACGUUUCUCUUCGUCUGCCGCUACCAGGCCAAGAGGGACCCGACGCUGUACUGUUCUGCUUGCCGCGCACUUGUCGAUGAAUUGAAUCACUCCAUCGAGCAGGUGGAUCCAAAGAGAACCAUCCGCGUCGGCGGCUUUCGACUCAAUCCGGAUGGAAGCAUGAAAGACAAAAAGGUACCUCUGGCUCGCUCCGAGACUCACCUCAGCGAGCUCUUGGAUGGGGUUUGCAAUUCCAUGAGCGACUAUGCUCUCCACGUGGACCCCGCCACCCAGCGCAAGCAAUACCUGAGGUUUGCACCACGGAGCGGCGGCGGCUCCAUCGGGGACUUCCCCGACCUGAAGAACUUUCAGUUCACUGGACCCCAAGCUCCCGACGCCUUGAAAUUCGCAUGUGAAAUCAUCGUGGAGGAUCUCGAGGAUGACAUCAUCACUCUUUUCAGCCAGAGCAGCGAGGAUCCGCAGAGGCAGUUGUGCAACGUUGUCUCAGACUACUGUAACGACACCAGUGACAGAAAUGAUGAGUUGUAGUUUUCCCAGAGACGGAUAUAUUUUAGGUGACCAACAUUGUUUUCAAUGAAAUGAGACCUUUUUUGGUCAGGAACUUCUGAAAAGAAAGAAAUAAAUAUUUUGUCACUAUUG
Molecule: messenger RNA, 864 nt
Organism: Hippocampus comes (tiger tail seahorse)
Lineage: Eukaryota; Metazoa; Chordata; Actinopteri; Syngnathiformes; Syngnathidae
Gene: cnpy1
Product: canopy FGF signaling regulator 1
Exons: 6
Coding region: 196-753 (185 amino acids)
Cellular component (GO): endoplasmic reticulum
Source: RefSeq, a predicted model, not a curated record